This is a messenger RNA of Durusdinium trenchii, 690 nucleotides long. The record is from the annotation of a GenBank genome assembly. Lineage: Eukaryota; Dinophyceae; Suessiales; Symbiodiniaceae.
AUGCAGAUUGGUGUAGCCCGAAGUGCGACAGCAGUGGUGCAGGUCGUUCGGCAAAACAUCUCAAGCUGUUGGGACUUGCGGUGGGGUGCGGAAGCCCUCUACCAGGUGGCCAAACGGUCAACUGCCAGAACUCGUCAGGAGUGGGCUGAAGAUAAAGCAGUUGUGAAAUUGGCUGAUAAGCUGAAGGAAGAGGUGUGGGGGGUAUGUUGUGAAAUUGACAUCAUCUUGUUGGCCUUAGAAGCCCUCCGUCGUAUGGCGCUUCAGGAACCCGAGGAUCAAAUGACGAAUUUGGAGCGCGCUGCCUCCACGAUUGCCGCAAACAAGUGGCGAAACCCUGUAAAGAGCCUAGCGCGGCUGUUUUGGCUAGGUGCACCUUUGUCCAAAGAAGGCAGCUUCAAGGAUCACUUUGACUCAAAGGCUUUGCCUGCUCAGAUUCGUUCGAGACAGCACGAGUUGGAUGGACCUGACUUAGCACUGCUGUUGGCUGCCAUGAAGGGUCCCAAAGGCCUCAAGGACAGCGCGCUUCAGUCCAAGGUGGUCCUGCGCCUCAAGGAGAAGAAUAUCCAUCGUGGUCUUUCUGCCACGGACUUAGUGGAGAUGGCUGAAGCCUUGGAGGUCAUCUCACGAGGCGGCCUUGCGGCCACUUGGGCAAGAGGCCCUCCGCCGUCGAGGAGAGCUGACGCCAGAUGA